UCUGCCCUUUCUCCUUUCCAUAUAAUAUAAAUAGUUAAAUACAUGUACACAUCAAAUCACAACAAAAACUCUUCACUUAUAAUUCUUCCGUAUUUUAUUUUUCUGCAGUAUUUAGCUUCAAGAGAGAAAACAUACUAUGUAACAUGUUUGAAGAAAUGGGAUAUUGUAUACUAUAGUAAUAAUAUUUUUUUCUUUUAUUUUUACUUAAAAAAAAUCAAUGGCUGGAAUGCUUCCUGGUGUUGAAUGUGCCCGGAGAAGAAGAUUUCAUCAAAGUGGAGGGAGCUGUGAUUCCCUGGGUGCACCCUCAUCCUCAUGUGGAAGGACUAGGAGAUCUUCCUUUUGCUUGUAUACAAGCAAUCAUGAAACUCAUACCACCUCAGCUUCUAUACUGAAACAAAGAACAAUAUUUUCAAAUCAAUUUUACCAAGAUGAUGAGAAGUUAGGGGUAGAAGCCAGAGAAGCCAAAGAAAGAUUGGAUGAAAGAUUGAGAACACAAAGAAAAUCAGAACCAAAAAGGCAAAACAAGAGCAGAGAAUUAGGACAGAAAUAUGGUGAAGAUAAGAAAAAAUCUGAGGUGAAAAAAGAAGAGCUGCAAAUGGAGGUGUGUAGUAGUGGCUCAAAGAAGAGUAGCAGUGGUAGUGGAUCAAAGAGGUUCAGUUGGGCCAAGCUUAGCCCAUGGAGAGCCUCAGAUCAAGAAGAGUGCACCAUUUGCUUGGAGAGGUUCAGGCCUGGUGAGAGCCUGGUUCACUUGCCUUGUGCCCAUCGGUUCCACCAUGGCUGCCUGGUGCCUUGGCUUCACAACAACACUCACUGCCCUUGUUGUAGAAUGGUUAUAAUCACCACCCAAAAUAGUGUAUCUUGAUUUUUGGGUAUCUGGGCACUUUGUAAUCUAAACUCAAAAAAACUUUUUAAUGCAAUAGAGCUGUGAGCUUUGUAGAUUUUGUAACAUGGAAGUUCUGUUUUGGGGACUAAAAAAAACCUUUCUUUCAGAUGGGCAUGUGCACAUUAGAAGUUUUGUGAUUUUUUGUAAUUUUUUUUAUUUCUUUGUAGUCAAUACUAUCUUAAGCUUAUUUUGACA
Humulus lupulus (European hop) is the source of this 1078-nucleotide messenger RNA. Its product is annotated as probable E3 ubiquitin-protein ligase RHY1A. Lineage: Eukaryota; Viridiplantae; Streptophyta; Magnoliopsida; Rosales; Cannabaceae. The record is from RefSeq and is a predicted model, not a curated record. Gene Ontology annotation, cellular component: endoplasmic reticulum. The coding region runs from base 218 to 862 and encodes 214 amino acids. The transcript is spliced from 3 exons. Gene Ontology annotation, biological process: protein ubiquitination. Gene Ontology annotation, molecular function: ubiquitin-protein transferase activity.